UGAUACCGGACGAGAGUGGAGACGGAGCACUGCUGCCCGUGCGGAUAUUUACCGGGUGGUUGUACUUACCUUUUUUUAUUCUCCGAGUACAAAUUAUCGGUCAAACGCCAGUGCAAGAAGCCGCGAAGCUAAUAUUUUAGUCUCAGAUUUGGAAGUUGCCCAGACUGAGGCUUUGACAGAAAGAUGGCUACUCAGGCUGACCUGAUGGAGCUGGACAUGGCCAUGGAACAGGACCGUAAAUCUGCGGUCAGUCACUGGCAGCAGCCGUACCUGGACUCUGGCAUCCACUCUGGUGCCACCACCACUGCCCCCUCGCUGUCGGGAAAGGGCAACCCGGACGAGGAGGAGCUGGACAACCAUGUCCUGUAUGAGUGGGAACAGGGCUUUAACCAGCCCUUCACCCCCGAGCAGGUCACUGACAUGGACGGGCAGUAUGCCAUGACCCGGGCCCAGCGGGUGCGGGCCGCCAUGUUUCCCGAGACGCUGGACGAGGGCAUGCAGAUCCCCUCCACCCAGUUUGACUCCGCCCACCCCACCAACGUCCAGCGCCUGGCCGAACCCUCCCAGAUGCUCAAACACGCGGUGGUCAACCUCAUCAACUACCAGGACGACGCUGAGCUGGCCUCCAGAGCCAUACCGGAGCUCACCAAAUUACUGAACGAUGAAGACCAGGUGGUGGUGAACAAGGCAGCGGUGAUGGUGCACCAGCUCUCCAAGAAGGAGGCGUCCCGUCACGCCAUCAUGCGCUCCCCUCAGAUGGUGUCUGCCAUCGUGAGGACCAUGCAGAACACCAGCGACGUGGAGACGGCCCGCUGCACCGCCGGAACUCUACACAACCUGUCCCACCACAGAGAGGGCCUGCUCGCCAUCUUCAAGUCCGGAGGCAUCCCCGCGCUCGUCAAGAUGCUGGGCUCUCCGGUGGACAGUGUGCUCUUCUACGCCAUAACGACUCUGCACAACCUCCUCCUUCACCAGGAGGGCGCCAAGAUGGCCGUGCGCCUGGCCGGGGGCCUGCAGAAGAUGGUGGCUCUGCUGAAUAAGACCAAUGUCAAAUUCCUGGCCAUCACCACGGACUGUCUGCAAAUCCUCGCCUACGGGAACCAGGAGAGCAAGUUGAUCAUCCUGGCCAGCGGAGGACCCCAGGCCCUGGUCAACAUCAUGAGGACCUACACCUAUGAGAAGCUUCUGUGGACCACCAGCCGCGUGCUCAAAGUGCUCUCUGUCUGCUCCAGCAACAAGCCUGCCAUCGUCGAAGCUGGGGGUAUGCAGGCCUUGGGUCUCCAUCUGACCGAUCCCAGUCAGCGUCUGGUACAGAACUGCCUGUGGACUCUGAGAAACCUGUCUGACGCCGCCACCAAGCAGGAGGGCAUGGAAGGCUUGUUGGGGACCCUGGUGCAGUUGCUGGGUUCAGACGACAUAAACGUGGUCACGUGUGCGGCCGGCAUCCUGUCCAAUCUCACCUGUAACAACUAUAAGAAUAAGAUGAUGGUGUGCCAGGUGGGUGGGAUCGAGGCAUUGGUCCGCACCGUGCUCCGCGCCGGCGACCGCGAAGACAUCACCGAACCCGCCGUCUGUGCCCUGCGCCACCUGACCAGCCGGCACCAGGAUGCAGAGAUGGCCCAGAAUGCCGUGCGGCUGCACUACGGCCUUCCUGUGGUGGUCAAACUGCUGCACCCACCCUCACACUGGCCUCUCAUCAAGGCUACAGUCGGCUUGAUCCGGAACCUGGCCCUGUGCCCAGCCAAUCACGCCCCACUGCGUGAGCAAGGCGCCAUUCCCCGUCUGGUCCAGCUGCUGGUCAGAGCGCACCAGGACACCCAGAGACGCACCUCAAUGGGCAACACACAGCAGCAGUUUGUGGAGGGUGUUCGUAUGGAGGAAAUUGUGGAAGGAUGCACAGGUGCUCUUCACAUCCUGGCCAGAGACGUUCACAACAGAAUCGUGAUCAGAGGACUGAACACCAUUCCUCUGUUUGUACAGCUGCUGUAUUCGCCCAUAGAGAACAUCCAGAGGGUGGCGGCUGGUGUGCUCUGUGAACUGGCUCAAGACAAGGAGGCAGCCGAGGCCAUCGAGGCCGAGGGCGCGACCGCACCCCUCACCGAACUGCUCCACUCCAGGAACGAGGGCGUAGCAACCUACGCGGCUGCCGUGCUGUUCCGCAUGUCAGAGGACAAACCUCAGGACUAUAAGAAGCGUCUGUCUGUGGAGCUGACCAGCUCUCUGUUCAGAACAGAGCCCAUGGCCUGGAGUGAGACUGGGGACCUGGGGCUGGACAUUGGGGCCCAGGGAGAGCCUAUGGGAUACAGGCCAGACGACCCCAGUUUCCGGUCCUUCCAUUCGGGUUACCCACAGGACGGGCUGGGCAUGGACAGCAUGCUGGAACAGGACAUGGCCGCCCAUCACCCAGGGGCCGAUUACCCCGUGGAGGGCCUGCCCGACCUGGGCCACGCCCAAGACCUCAUGGAUGGCCUGCCCCCCACAGACUCCAAUCAGCUGGCCUGGUUUGACACCGACCUCUAAACUCAGAGUCUACAUAUAUUGAAGCUGAAUCGUUUGAAGAUUGAAUCUGCAUGGUGAUCUUUUGCUUGAAGAAUUGAGGAAAGUGAAGAUGGCGGGCUCGCAUAUCAGAAAGUGCCUGACACAAACACACUCAUACACACACACGCACCUACACACACACACAUGCACGCCUACACACAAAAUAUAGAAAUAUAUAUCAACACACACACACACAGGAAAUGGAGGAUUCCCUCCUGAUCAGGUCAAGGCGGUUGGGGCAGCAUUUUUAACGCCUUUAUUCUUAUUCUCAUCCUUUUUGGUUUUGCCCUGAAAGAAAGAGUACAAGUACCAGGGGAUAUGUGGAGCGGAUGCUCAACGGAGGAAAUGCAGGAAAGGAGAGCUUCACGUGGAACUACAUACCUUUUUAGCUUUGCCUGUUUUUAUCACACAGUCUUUUCUUCCUG
Chanos chanos (milkfish) is the source of this 2963-nucleotide messenger RNA. RefSeq names its product catenin beta-1. The record is from RefSeq and is a predicted model, not a curated record. Bases 184 to 2520 code for a protein of 778 amino acids. Gene Ontology annotation, molecular function: cadherin binding. Gene Ontology annotation, biological process: cell adhesion. Lineage: Eukaryota; Metazoa; Chordata; Actinopteri; Gonorynchiformes; Chanidae. The transcript is spliced from 16 exons.